Melozone crissalis (California towhee) is the source of this 900-nucleotide messenger RNA. RefSeq names its product skin secretory protein xP2-like. The transcript has a single exon. NCBI's taxonomy places the organism in Eukaryota, Metazoa, Chordata, Aves, Passeriformes, Passerellidae. The record is from RefSeq and is a predicted model, not a curated record. The coding region runs from base 1 to 900 and encodes 299 amino acids.
AUGCCCUUCCCACCUGCGCCCCCACGCACCCGCUCCGUGCUGCCGGGGGCCGCCGUCGCGAUCCCACCCGUAACCGCACCCUCCAGAGUCGCAGCCAUGGGCGCUCAAGGGCACGGCCCGGCCACCGAGCCUAGCACGGAACCACUAUCCCGGCAUCGGGCGCGCAGGCCGCUCCCCCACACGCAGCGGCCGCCGCCUCCCGCCCCCGUGCCCAAGCUGGCAGCGCGCUGCGCGCGGGCGGGGCGGGGCGGGCGGCGGCCUGCGGGGCGCGCGGGGGGAGGGCGCGGCGCGGGGGGAGGGGCGGCGGCGGCGGCGGCCGUUCCGCCCCGCCCGCACUCACCGCAGCGGCCGCGCGCACCGGGCGCGCUCCCGCAGGCCGCCCGCGCCGCGCGGGCCGGGCGCGCGGGGCCCGCUCCGCUCCCGGCGCUUCCGUUACCGGCGGCCGCGGAGGGCGGGGUCAGCGCCUCGGUGGCCGCGCGCCAUUGGCCCGUCGGGGGCAGGCAUGCAAAUGAAGGCGGGGGCGGAGCCGCUGUCGUGACGCGGGGAGGGGAUGGGGAGGGCCCAGGGCCAGGGCCAGGGCCGGUUCCUGGGCCCGUCCCUGGGCCCGUCCCUGGGCCGCGGUGUCAGCGCUGCCUCCCGUACCGGCGCCGGCACAGUCCCGACCCCAACACCGCCUCCAGCCCUAGUCCCAGUGCCAGAAACAGUCCAAACUCCUGUCCAGUGCCAACACCAGUACCAGGCCUACUUCCACUAUCAAUACCACUGCCUAUGCCAGUGCCAGCACCAGCCCCAGUUCCAGCACCAGUCCCAGUUCCAGCACCAGUCCCUGUUCCAAAACCAGUCCAAGUACCUGUACCAGUACAAACACCAGGCCCAGUGCCAGUAUCAAUACCAGUUUAG